This is a messenger RNA of Lodderomyces theae, 1485 nucleotides long. RefSeq names its product Ran guanyl-nucleotide exchange factor. The record is from RefSeq and is a predicted model, not a curated record. The transcript has a single exon. Gene Ontology annotation, molecular function: guanyl-nucleotide exchange factor activity. Gene Ontology annotation, cellular component: cytoplasm. Lineage: Eukaryota; Fungi; Ascomycota; Pichiomycetes; Serinales; Debaryomycetaceae. The coding region runs from base 1 to 1485 and encodes 494 amino acids.
AUGGUGGCAUUAGAAAGAAAACGAAAGCUCGAAGACCACAAUUUAAAUGGAGGACACAAGAGGCUGAAGUCUUUCACGACUUCAUCGUUUGUUUUGCAUUCGUAUUCGAAGUUGCCGGAUAUCAAUGCGAUGCCACCUGUCAAAAAUAUCGGUCUUGAUAUAUUCGUUUGGGGAACAGGUUCGAUGUGUGAGCUAGGCUUGGGCCCUGAUGCAAAUACAAAGGAAGUGAAAAGGCCACGAUUGAAUCCAUACUUGACAGAGGAAAAAUUGGGCCACGCCAAGAUCGUCGAUUUUGCAGUAGGCGGUAUGCACACUUUAGCACUUGACAAGAAAAAUCGUGUUUGGUCCUGGGGAAACAAUGACAACGGCGUAUUGGGAAGAGACACCUCUGAUUCCAAGGAGGUUUUGAAAGAUGCAGAUGCAGCUGAUAGCGAUGACGAAGAUGGAGACUUGAAUGAAGCAGAGGCUACACCGGCGUUGGUUCAGGGCUUGAACAGCAACGACCAGAUUGUACAAUUAGUUGCAACUGACAACUUGAGUGCGGUUUUGUUGUCCAAUGGUGAUGUUUACGCGUGGGGUUGUUUUAGGUGCAAUGAAGGAUUGUUGGGAUUUUUACGAGAUGAGAUUCAAAUCCAAAGAACUCCGUUAAAGAUAACUGAACUCAAAAACAUAGUUCAGCUAGCUGGUGGAAAGGACCACAUUUUAGCCCUUGAUUCCAAAGGUAUUGUUUUUGCUUGGGGAAAUGGACAACAAUUCCAAUUGGGUCGUCGAAUUUUGGAAAGACAUCGUUUGAGAAGUUUAGAGCCACAACAAUUCGGUCUCUAUAAUGUGAAAUAUGUUGCUAGUGGUGACUAUCACUGCUUUGCGAUAGAUCACAAUGAUCAAGUUUACGCAUGGGGCUUAAACCAGUUUGGCCAAUGUGCUCUUACUGGCCCAAAUGGUGAAUUAGAAGAUGGCUCAGUGCUCACUAAACCAACCUUGAUACCAGAGUUGUGCAAUUUGGGAAUCAAGCAAAUUGCGGCAGGGGAGCAUCAUACGCUUGCUCUCAUAGGUGAAGGAAAAGUUUUGGCAUGGGGGAGAUAUGAUAUGAAAGAAGUCGGUAUUCCUGAAAACGAGCUCCCCAAGUCAACGUAUAAGGACCAACAUGGUAAACCAAGAUCUGUUCCAACGCCAACGCAACUCAAAUUUGGAAAUGGCACUGAUGUGAAGAUCAAAGCUAUUGGAGUCGGUUCUCAUCAUUCUUUCGCAGUAACCGACGACGGUUUUGUUUAUUCAUGGGGAUUUUCCGAAACAUAUGCCCCAGGUCUAGGAAACUUGGAAGAUGAUGUCGAAAAACCUACAAGGAUUGCAAAUACAGCCACCAAAUAUGAAGACAUAUUGAUGAUUGGUGGGGGUGGACAAUUCUCCAUUAGUGGAGGAGUCAAGAUAGAGAACGAGGAUGCUGCAGAGGCCAGAUUAGAAAAGUACGAGGACAACGAUGAUUAG